Molecule: messenger RNA, 1299 nt
Organism: Acanthocheilonema viteae
Lineage: Eukaryota; Metazoa; Nematoda; Chromadorea; Rhabditida; Onchocercidae
Source: the annotation of a GenBank genome assembly
AUGUGCGGUGAUUCUCCAUCAACGUCACCGGUUUCAAAAUUGGACACUGAAGUGAUCGUUGUUGGAAAUGGACCAGCCGGUUUAUCGUUAUCAGCGUUUCUUUCAGGCUGGUUACCUUUUUAUUCUCCGGAUGAUGGGCCUCAUCCUAAUGAUUUGAUCCAUGAGAAACUCACUGAACAUGGCGAGGAGUCAUUACUCGAUCAGGACUUUUCUUGGCUUGAUAAUAGCAUAAAUAUAAUGAAUAAUGGAGCAAGACCGCUUUCAUUGCUGUAUGACACCUUGGUGCGUCCUAAUGCUGACACUGGAACUCUUGGAAGAUCGAAACUUUGUUGGAUAUACGAUCAUAGCCGUGCUAUUCCACAUUUAGUAGUCGCUCAAACACCAAUUGGUGGAUCUUGGAAUAAUUAUGACGACGAUAUGGUAUCAGUCAGUGUAGGCAGUUUUCUGGAUCUUCCAGCUUUUCUUGUUGCCGAUUGGUGCGGUGGAAAUAAGUUUGAUAGUCGUCUUCCAGCAUCACUUUAUCGAAAAUAUCUGUCCGAUUAUGCAAGAAGAGUACAUAAAAAUAAAAAUAUUAUUUGUGGUUUGAAAGUGAUGCGCAUAGAGAAAUGUUCAAGUAGCUGUACGCAAGGAUUUUGGGAAGUUCGUGGCAUAAAAAAUGGUGAACCUGUGUUAUUAAGAUGUAAGAAGGUUGUAUUAGCUUGUGGCAAAAAUCGGGAUCGGUUACUUGGUGUGAAAGGAGAAUUGGAAGAAAAUCGUAUUGUUUACAAUCUUCGCGAUUUGAAACGACUGCUUUCUUCACCAACUACAGCUAUGUUUUCAAAAGGGAAAGUUAUUGUAGUUGGAGAUGGAGUUAGCGCUGCGGAUUCAGUGUUGCAUUGUCUCACUUCACGCAUUCCUGUGCUUCAUGUAAUUCGUCGGUCGGACAAGCAGCUGCGAUUUAUACAGUUAUCACGCCUUAGCCCAUCUCUGUAUCCAGAGUAUUCAAGAAUUUUCAAAUUAAUGAUGGGACAUUGCGAAGAUUAUUACUAUACCAAAAUUACGUGUGCUACUGUCGAAUCGUUGAAUAAAGGCACAGUUCGCAUCAAAAGUCUGCAAGGAAUUUUUACGGAAAAUUUCCGAGUUUUAUGCGUUUGUGCUGGUAAACAAUCAGAUCUGAGUAUGUUAACAGACAAAUAUACAUUUCAAGAUUAUUAUUGCAACGAAGAUCCAUCUCUCUUUCGUAUCGGCUCUCUUGCGGGCGACCACUUUGUUCGAUAUCUUGUUGGUGGUGCAAUGGAUGUUGCUCGAUAUCUCAUGUAA